Molecule: messenger RNA, 8203 nt
Organism: Calidris pugnax (ruff)
Lineage: Eukaryota; Metazoa; Chordata; Aves; Charadriiformes; Scolopacidae
Gene: EPB41L4B
Product: erythrocyte membrane protein band 4.1 like 4B
Exons: 25
Coding region: 70-2568 (832 amino acids)
Cellular component (GO): cytoskeleton
Molecular function (GO): cytoskeletal protein binding
Source: RefSeq, a predicted model, not a curated record
CCGGGCGCGGAGCUGCCGCCGGCUCGGGGGUGUGAGCGGCCGGGCCGGGCAGGGCAGGGCUCCCCCAGGAUGCUGCGGUUCCUGCGCAGGACCUUUGGCCGGCGGUCGAUGCAGCGCUACGGGCGAGGAGCCGGGCGCGGAGCCGGGCGCGGUGGGCUCGGCGGCGAGGGGGACGAGCGGGACGGGGGGCUGCGAGGAGCCGCCGCCGCCUCCGUCGUCGUCGGCGGUUCGGGAGGUUUCCCCUCCUCGCCGCACCCCGGCGGGGUGGUGCACGGCGCCGGAGCCCCCGUCCACAUCCCGGCGGCCGGCGGCAGUAAACCCGCGCUGCAGUGCCGCGUCCUCCUCCUGGACGGGACCGAAGUCAACGUGGAGCUGCCGAAAAAUGCAAAGGGACAGGAGUUGUUUGACCAGAUUGUGUAUCAUUUGGACCUUGUGGAAACUGAUUAUUUUGGCCUACAAUUCAUGGAUGCUUCCCAGGUUACACACUGGUUGGACCAUUCAAAAUUCAUUAAGAAGCAAAUAAAAAUUGGACCUCCGUACACGUUGCAUUUUCGAAUUAAGUACUAUUCAUCAGAACCGAACAACCUUCAUGAGGAGUUUACAAGGUACCUGUUUGUAUUACAGCUCCGGCAAGAUAUUCUUUCAGGGAAACUGAAAUGCCCGUAUGAAACUGCUGUUGAACUAGCAGCUCUGUGUCUUCAAGCUGAGCUGGGAGAGUGUGAGCACCCAGAGCACACACCAGAACUCGUGUCUGAAUUCAGGUUUGCACCAAACCAGACCGAAGCAAUGGAAUUUGACAUUUUUCAGAAAUGGAAAGAGUGCAGGGGAAAGAGCCCAGCGCAGGCCGAAUUGUGCUACUUGAACAAAGCUAAAUGGCUAGAAAUGUAUGGUGUAGAUAUGCAUGUAGUUAAGGGAAGAGAUGGUUGUGAAUAUGCUCUUGGACUGACACCAACAGGCAUAUUGAUUUUUGAAGGAGCCAACAAAAUAGGCUUAUUCUUUUGGCCUAAAAUCACAAAAAUGGACUUUAAAAAGAGCAAACUAACACUUGUGGUUGUAGAAGAUGAUGAACAGGGCAGAGAGCAAGAGCACACAUUUGUUUUCCGGUUAGACAGUGCCAAAACGUGCAAACACUUGUGGAAGUGUGCAGUGGAGCACCAUGCUUUCUUCAGAUUGCGAGCCCCAGCAAAUAGUAAAUCUAGUAGAUCCGACUUCAUAAGGCUGGGAUCACGCUUCAGAUUCAGUGGGCGGACAGAAUAUCAAGCAACACAUGGGACAAGAUUGCGUAGAACGAGUACAUUUGAAAGAAGGCCCAGCAAACGGUAUCCUUCUCGAAGGCAUUCAACUUAUAAGGCAAACAAUCCUGUGAAAGCCGCACAACUGUGUGCUACAAAAACUCCCGAAGUCCAUAACUACCAGCCACAGUAUCAUCCUAAUAUACAUCCUGCUCAGCCACACUGGCAUCCACAUACACCUGUGAAUGUAAGCUAUCCCUUGAACAACAGUGAUCUGCAUCAGUUCAACAUUGAGGAGAAUGGUGGAGCACCAUAUACCACAAAAAUGCCUGCAAGGCACCACCACCACCACCGUCAUCACCACCACCAUGGGAAUUACGGCCCCCUUGCUCCCGACAGCAAGGACAUUGUUUCUGGAGUUCCAAACCCAAACAAACUGAGCUCAGGACUUCCCCUUCUUUAUGAUGAAACUUCUCAUCUGAAGAAAAUAGAAACGGAGAGUGUGAAGGUAGUUGGACCAUGGCCAGCCCUGCACGUCAGCAUGAACAAGGGUGAAGACAAGAAAGUAGCUGAAAAGACUCUUCAUGCCCCUGUGUCACCUUCAGCUGUACCUGACCAUAUGAAGUGCAACAUCCUUAAAGCUCAAGUGGAAGCUGCUUUUCGAGUAGGCACCCAGGCUGUGAAAGAAGAGACCUCUUUUGUAAAUCCCAGUAAGACCUCCAGCCUGCAGGACCCUAAUGUAAGAAGUCCAGCCCCAGUGCGACCCGAAACUACGCCAUCAACUGGCCCUACAGAAAAGCAGGAUAUUAAAGUUUCUCGUGUGAGGAAGUUAACGAGGCAGUACAGUUUCGAUGAAGAUGACCUUCCUCCAGCACUGGCAGCAGCAGCAUCAACACCUGUGUCUUCAGCAUCUCCCGGGUCACAGAAAACAUGUACGCCACAGACAUCAGAAGGACAAACACAGGUUUCACCUGGUGGCAAGAGUUCCACAGAUGCGGGAAGUACAUUUGCUUUGGAGCCAGGUGACCUCCUGAUGGAUUUCACAGAGGCCACACCUAUGAUAAAGACAUUCCCUGCUGAUACAUCUAAUCCUUUUUUCGAUCCUUUUACAACAGUACCACAGUUUUCUGCAGAAUUUACAGACAGCAAAUUACAAUGCUGUGCAGUGCAGUCAUCUCCUAAGGUAACGCCGGUAACUCCAUCGCCCGUCCUGAGAUCUUUGGCAGAGACUGUACCAACUCCAACGGUCCAGACAAUAUAUACGUCACAUAAACCCAUUUCGCUGGCAGACAGAUGUUGGUUUAAUUGCACCUGCACACUUGUUCAGCAAUGUUAACUCAUCUAAAAAUUUAUCACCCCGGUGAAAAUGUAAUUCUGAAGCUGCAGUGCUGAGCUCAGCUUCUGUAGGAUGUCUCGAGCGCAAACGGGUGAUUCCACCCCUGCUUGUUCGUGAAUGGACUGCAAGGUUCCUGCACUGCAGUUUAAAUCUCUGAAAGGCUUUACAAACAUUAGAUACUUAACUCUUGGAACAACACAGUAAACUGGAUUUUUUACUUAUACUAUUUAUUAAGAAACAGGAUUACUAAUCCAGGGCAUUCCCGGUGCUGCCGAGCCUGUGGGCUCCGGAGCGAUGCGCUGUGUGAGAGCAAGGACUUCAGGCUCUGCUUCCCGGACCCUGGUGUGUUCACACACAAAGUAGGACUGUAGUAAACUCAGCACAUAUUGACAGCCCCCAGUAACAAACCAUCCUGAGGAGCAGGCGGCUGUGACACCGGUCUUUUGUGAUGGCAUUUCUGUAGCUGUUUCAUUUUGAGAGUCCUAGUCCAGAUUCCUUUGAAAUCGGUAGUCUUUAACAGGGGUGAGAUUAAAUCAUGAACUGUUUUGCCAUGUGGGUCUUUUUAUGUACUUUUUCUUGUUUGCUCUUCAGAAAUAUCAAGUGGUACUUGUUUUUGAAUCAGCCAUCAGUUAUCAGCCUUUUUGCUGAAUCGAGUCUGGCCUUUUUUCCCCUACUUUGGUAUUUUGAAAAUGUUAAUUAUUUUAAAUUGAAAUCUGAGACUUAUUGUUGUUCCCAUAAUUGGCUGUUUGUGCAUUAAUUACACAGCGCUGAGACUCUGAGGCGUGAACUUGAGAGAGAGAAAAUGAUGAAAAGACUCUUGAUGACAGAAUUAUGAAAUUCGCACUUCCGUCAGAUGGAGAAUGGAUUGGGGCCUUUCAUGUGCCUUCUGUCUGUUUACAUUCCUCUGCUUCUGUGUACUCAACAUAAUACAUCGGGAAAACGUGUGAUAUUCCUGGCUCGCCUGGAUUCACCGUGGUUGGUUAAAAUUAAGUCUCAGCUAGACUUUAACUUGAAGGAGUUCCUUUAUUCAUUUGCUGCUGGGAAAUAAACCUUCAAUCCUUUAUCUCUCCUGAGAUUUUAUACUAUUAACACAAUUAAUUUCAGGUUUGGUUUUGGUAAAUCUAGGGCAAAAAGGAUCGGCAAGGAGCUUACUGAUUUCUAUUGGGAAACACUGUUCUGUACAUAUGUUAAUAAGUGCACAGAAAUUAAUGUUAUGCAGAAUAUUUUGAUAGUAACAUAGAAAAUAUGUCAUUUUGUACAACUGAAAAUUGCAAUGAGCUACUGCUAUUUGUUAAAGAAGCAUUUUUAAAGCAGAAGAAUGAUUAUUACAUCCUAACCCCAGGACUGUUAGUCUCCACAGAAAAAUAAACAGCUGUCUUAUUAAAUUCCUAACCUUAACCUUUACUCAGAGAUAUAUAUAGCUGCAAGGGGGAAAGACACCCCACCAUACAGGUAUACGCACCCAACACUCCCUAUAGUUUGUCAUCUUGACCUAAACCUUCAACUAAAUCUUACUGUAUUUCCAUUGAUGAAAAAAAAAUCAGUUGUUUAAAGUAAUUUGCUACUGACUUUCUAGCUUGAUACUGACUUUUUUUAACUAAGUGAGAAGUUUCACCUUCUCCAGAUUGCCUAGACAUUAGGGUUCACCCACACUCGGACAGCUUCUGCCCCCCCAGCACUGAAGGUUGCAGAGCCUCAGCGGUGUGGACGUAGCUUGCACAGGGAGGACUUCUUUCCUUCCUGGCUAGAUAAACCACCUUCCUGACUGACGUGAAUUGAUUGAUCACUUUAAACAAUAAUAACAACGAUAGUUUAUGGCACAGCUGUGUCUAUACCCACCUUGUCACUCUGCUAAUCAGCAGGUGUGUACUGGCAGAGCUGUGGAGGGCACGCCUGGCUAUAUGUCCCGUUCACCUCCAGCACGCAAGCAGCCUCUGCCUUCAGUGGAGAUCUCUCAGGCAUCAGGCGGGGUGUGUGGUCCAGCCCUGGCUGAACCCCAGCCCCAGGGAGGGUGUUUAUGGUAUACAGGUAACAUUACCAACUAUUUCCUAUUAAAAAAAAAAAAUAUGAAGAAAGAAGUUCUCCAUUUCCCCCUGUUCAGUAGUGCAGGGUCAUCUAGAAAGCUACCAACAACUGACUGUCAGCUACAAGGUACUUUUCCAACAGGAAAGCUUUUGUGCGUUUUGUAUGGCUGAAGAUGUAUAUUUUUCUGUUACUCUGUACACUAUGUUCUCUUGUUUGCAUUAAGAUAAAAGAUUGCCCUUCGUUUGAUACUGAAUAUGAUGGCUUUAUCUCAGCUUAAGCAGUUUGUGUGGAGGCUGGGAAGUGAUUACUGUGAGACCGGAUUUCCUUCAGAGUCAGCUUGUGCUCUUUUUCUGGAAUGAGAGGUCUUGAGAGCGCUGUAGGACUGUGGAUUGCAAUGUGGAGGUAUGAAAUGACUUGUCUAUUUUAUAUUUACUGGGAGAAGAAAUUAGCAUUAGGCUCCCCAGUUAAAUCCACCAAACUCAAACCGUUCUGGUUGCCGUAAAAUAGGGCAAAAUAAACAGCAGAAGUAUUAGGUGGAAGCUCACAAUACAAAAUGGAAUGAAGUAGCUCAACAUGAGCAAUGGGCACAAGGAGCCAUAGACACACAUCUGGACGGCAGAUUUCAGAACUCUCAGGUGACUUUGCUGGGUAAUCAGAUAUGACUUAUACACUGUUCACCUUCUGUUUACAGUGCCAAGACACUUCUGUUCCUUAUGUUUUAAUGUACUGCUCCAUUAAGAUUAUUAAAAAGGUUAUUAAAAAUAGAUUAGGAACAUUAAACCCCUAUGAAGAAAUCAGAAACGAAGGGAAAAUGCAGCAGAUGCAAAAGACUGCAUCUUCCAUGUCCUGUUCCUCUUUUCUGACCAAUUCCCAGAAGGUACUGGAGGAAAGAGAUGCACAUUUUGUCUGCAGCCAAGUAAUAGUGAACAUCGUGAAGAACAAAUAAAAGAAAAUUGUAAUUAGAGGUGCCAUUUUGGGAGAGGAAAGCAGAGUAAGGUUGAGAAUGGCACAGCACUGACUCCAGCUGUGCCUGGUCUGCUGCCUGCUGUUAGGCAACCUCCAUCUGUGUGUGAACUGGCAGGAGUUUCACAAAGUCAUUACCAAGGAAAAUCAGAAAGAACAGACCUGAACACACACUUCAGUUGUACUGAUUGCCAUGGAGUGGACUUUGGGAGCCCUGCGAGGGGCCUUCAGGUUUGGGAGCAAACAGAUCCAAUCACCUGCAUUAGGGCAGUCUGGUCACAUAAGCCAAAGGCUUUAGCAGAAUUGAAAGCCUGACUCAGACCAGCCCAUCAGACGUUCUGGCUCGUAAACAAGCAUUAUUAUUUUGAAUGCAGCAUUUUGCUCCCAUUGUAUUAAAAUUCUUCAGCUGAAAUAUUCAGAACUGGAAAACAAGGUUACUUUACAGUGGCCAGGUCUUUACAGCUGAGGCGUGCUCUGGUGCAGCCAAGAAAGAGCAGGAACUCCUCCCUCCUUGGUUCCCACCAGGAGAAGAGGGAAAGGCUCGUGUGGCCACUUAGUUCCUGUGGGACAUUUUCCACAGAACAACCCCAGGUAUGUUGCCUUGUCUUGUUGUAGUGUCUUAUCCACUGGCUGCCACUGUUCCCUAUCCUGCAGUCUAAUGGAGCAUUUUAAAAACUGUUUUACUGACAUUGAACUAAACUUUUAACUGUGGAUUGUCAUCCCCUUGUUCUUUCUUACUCUGUACCUUCUUCAGCCACGCUUAAGCCUCUCAGUUUUCACAUCCUCUGAAUAAACACUCCUGCCUCACCUCUGGUUGGGAAUUACAGUGUUAGGACACCUGUUACCCCAAACUACUGUAAACAAGACAACGUCAACAGGAACAAAUGCUGAGGGGCAGGUGGUCUAGAUUUGCCCCUAGACUUUAACUUUACAGGUGUGAAAGGAUACUCUGCCCGAGGGUAUGUCUAUAUAAUAGCGCAGAAGUAUCUGAGCAGCUAGCUUUAAUGAGCUUGCGUAUGUAGUUGUGGCAGCAUGAAGCCCAGCACAGGCUAUCAUUAUCAUGUACAUUGACACGUGUAAAGAUAACACAUUUGAACAGCAGCCUUCUGAAGCAUGGACUCCAGAGCUGGUGACAGGAAAGGGUGGCUGAAAGGCCUUUGUCUCUUCGGCUCUCCUGGGAAAGGGUUCAUCUCACUUAAUGUUAAUAUGCCCAACUCUCACCUGAUGAGAGAUCAAAGGAACUGCCUUCCAAAGGUGCCUCUGACUUAAAUGUCUACUUUUAUAUUGUUUAAAGUUAAGUGAGACGAAUCCUGCUCUCCGUCCCUCUGGUUAGGUCUGCCUUGCAAACCCUUGCCGACACGGCUACAUCAUCCAGGGGUGCUUUGAGGUAUGAUUUGUGAUUGACGUCGCUCUGCCAGCAACAGCCUUGCGCGUUAGGUGUAAAUAUACCACCAGAAACACCCUGUUGUCACAACAGCUUUUAGCCCUUGUGGGAAGAACAGAGAGCUGGGACAAGUGGCGUAAGCACAGAGGCAUCGUUACGGCUGUGCCCAGCCUGGGAGGAGCUGGGUGAUGAAACCUCCUGCUGUAGCCACGCUGGCAAAGCCUUUCAGGGGUGGUCCUGGCUUCCAGCAGUGCCCCGAGUGAUGCUCUGACCGGAGCAGCAGAUCCCAGCUUUCCGCCGUGAAGUCUCUAAGUGGCAGAAUGCAAUGUUGUCAUGUUCGGGUGAUUCCAGCAAAAUUUAUUGGCCAUUUAAAUAGCUAUGCAAGGAGUUAAAUAUUUUCUCAUAUUGCAGUCUCUUAUGGAAGCCAACCAAUUGUGCUUUGUUUCUGUGUGGUUCAGCUGUUUUCACUAUUUCGUUUUAAAGGGAAUAACCGGGUUUUCUUUAGACAUGUUGUUUGAGAUCCCACAUCUCUAUCAGAUCCCACCGUGUGUGCAGAUUUUUCACGUUUCAAAUGUACUUAGACCCUGGAAGUGCAAUGUUUGAAAAUUAACUCCUCUGAAGUUUCAGUUCGUGGCUUCACAAGUCUCUUGCAACAGGAUGCCUACGUGCCGAUUUGAAACAGAGCUGGCAACGCAGUGAAAUGUUUCAUUGGAGGCAGCAUCAUGUUUUGUUUGAACUGUUUACAAAUAUCCUUUGGUUUUCUUUCUUCUUUUUUUUUUUUAUUUUUCUGAAUACAUUUCUGGUUCAUUGGCUACAAAAACCUACUCGUAAUUAUGCAAUGGAAUACUGUUUCUUUCUUUUUCUUUUCUUUUUUCUUUCUUUUUUUUUUUUUAAUGUCCUGAUGUUCAAGGAGUUUGCAAUAAAUAUACUGAGGCUGAUCUGUAAUUGCAUGUAAGAUCAGCCUCACAACUGUGUUUUGUAAAGUUAAGUGCCGUAAAAGAGCCUGCAGAUGACGUGGAGAAGGAGGGGAGGGAGAAAGUAAGUGGAGGAGAAGGCUUCUUUGGCAGCUGCGGCUUUGACUGGUGGGAAGCAGCUUUAAAGUAAGAUUGCUCACACCAUUUUGUUUCAUCUGAGUAGCAGCGUGUAUCAUCAGACGGUGUAUGAUGGCAUUUUGUUGAAAACACGCCUAGAGAGACACUUUUACGGCUCAGCUGUUUACCUGUUCCUGUAUUCAUGCCUGCAAUAAAUAAGAUGAAAAAUGCA